AUGAAGAGGACCAAUGAUGCCAAAAGGGGGGAACCAAAAAUUGCUUUGCCUGUCACUGCUAACGCCGCCAACCCACAUGCCAAUAUUCCCGGAGUCAACUUCAGUCGCAUAAAGAGCUCCUACUUGGAAGGGGCGCUAAAGCUGACCAACGCAGAAAUCGUGAAACAAAAGUUAAAGAGAAAAAAUGAUGAACUGAAGAACAUGGCCAUAGGGGGCGACAUCCCCCUGGUGCCCUGUCUGGACAGGGUACUGUCAGUACAAAGCAUCUCAAGCGACCAUGAACUAGGGGGAGAAGACACUAAGGAGUUGAAGCAUUUUGAGGAAUUCGAAAUUGUUCUAAGGGAAGUAUUGAAUGAGGAGGAGGGGGUGGAUAGCAGUGAAGUCGAAGUGGAUAACUCUUCCUGUCCGGUGGAGAACGCAGCACCAUCGAAUGAAGAACCGUUUGUAAGCGAUAUAAUGCCGAGCGAACGAGACAACGGAGAUGGAGAAAAAAUAGAGUGCGAACAAAUAAAUGAAGGAGAAAAAGGAAACGUGUACCACUUUUUUAACAAAACGAAGGAGGCGUACAAAUCGUUAAACCUCGACAAGUUGUUUCUGGUUAACAGGUUUAAUAACUCCCUCCGGGAUGAAGAUGUGGAGAAGAGGAAGGGAAACGAAGGGUGCGAAAAUGCACAUAGCAAAAAUGAAGAAAAACAUAGCUUAAUGAAGACUAUCGAAAGGAAGUUGAAGAGCCAAAAUUCCUUCGUCAUGGAAAAUAUUUAUAACGCGUUUAGAGGAACCAUAAACGAUUUUAUAGACGUGUACCUUCAGGGGGAAGAUGAAGAUACAGACGAAGGAAAAAGCAAAGGGACUGUAAUGAGAAAGAAUACGAAGAUUCUCAGCGUUCAUCCUUUUCGACAUGGAGAGAGAGUUAACCUAAGCGAUGAACAUGAUUUGAAAAAAAUGUAUCAGAUGGACAAUGAUAUUUUCCUUUCUGGAGGAGAGAAAGGUAAAAAUAAAGUUGGGAAAAGUGGAUAUGGAAAGAGAAUGGAGGAAGAUACAAAUGUAAAAAAGUACUUAAGCCAAUUCGGUGAUAAAAGGAACUUGCUCAAAUUGGGGGAUACAAAUUCUCAUUACAGCAGCAGGGGUUGCAAAAUAAAAAUGGGUGGAGCCAAGCUAUUUGGCGAAAGCAAUGUGGUGGCGGAUUCUAUGGCCUAUCUGGGUGUCUCCUUAUCCAAACAGAAGACUCAUAUUCUACAGACAAAUAUGGAGAAACAUAAGCAGAUGGAAGAGGCAUACAGUGCAUACUACCCCGAGGCGGAGAAAUUUGAAUAUUCAAGCAUUAUUUCUGAAUAUUUGUAUAACCAGAAGGGGUUACGAAGGAGAGAGAAGGAUGAUGGGCGUAAGUUAUCGAGUGAUCAUAAUUGUACCAAUAGAAAUGGCAUGAAGUAUGAGUUGCAUCCUUCCAUGGGUAACCAAAUGAGCAAUGUCUUAGACACGCAGGUGAAUGAUCGGAACGUAUUUGACAUCGCCCCGAUGACACAAAAAUACAAGUACGCAUCGAACAUCAUACUGACGAUUAACAAAAUAAAAAAUGUCGAACGUGUGGUAGAAAUAAAUUUAAGCAUUACAGAUGUGGAGUUGAAAAUUCCAGGCAUGCGUAUCGAAAAUGUGAUAUUGCCAUAUAAAUAUGCUAGCGAUUUUUUAACCAUAAAAAUAAAAACCUUGAGUGAGGAAAAUGAGGGGAUGUCAAAAAAGGUGAAGUAUAGAGGGGGUGAUUUAAAUGGUCACCAUUUUGGAGAACACGAAACAAAAAGAGAAGACACAGAAGAAAAAAAAGUUACAAUAAAAUGCUACUUUGUUUUCAUCCCACUAAGCCAUAUUAAGGAAGAAGUUGUAAAUAAAAGAUUAAUCUUAAUCAGCUCAAAAAGAAAAGAGGAAUUUGAAAAGGAUGGGUUACUCCCCGAUACGCUUUACAUGAUAGAAUCUCAGAAUCUGAAUUGUGAGAAACAAAAGCAUAUGUAUGUUUCUGUAAAGGUUUGCAAAAGUGGAGUUCAUUUUUUUCCUCGUGUGAAUGCUCAUAAGGCAGAUACGCUUCAUAUGAAUUACACUACCAGUGAAGAUGUGACAAGGAAUGCAUUCGAACCUGUGUACGUAUGUCUAUACAACGAUGAAGUCGAUAGAGAGAUUGGAAAUAUACUGAAUGGAAAGGGGCUAGCCAUGAAGGUAAGAAUAAACAAAUUAGCUACGGAAGGACACUACAUGGUUAACAAUUUGCCCGUCCAAUUUUAUUUUAACAAUUCUAAUAUGCUCCUUUGUAGCCAUGGAGACAUUACAGAGGAGGCAGAAAAUAUGUUCAAUAAUAUUGGAAAGGAAUUCAUUAGCGUAGAAAGCUUCAUUGAUUUUUUUCCGACCAUUAUAUUUCCACCGGUGGAGGAUGUCCUAUUCUUGGAUUUCAUUAAAAGAAAUGAAUUAUUACAAUUAAAAUUUGUUCUUCACUUUUUGGCCAUCACGGAGAUUAUAUGUGUCCAUUUGUGUUCUCUCUUUGGUUUUCAUGUGGAGAUCAAGCCUCUCUUUCGGGAUCAUUUGAACGCAGUUGAAAUGGACGAUGGGAUGGGGGAAAGGAGCCACUUCACUUUCCUGUACACCUCUUACGAGGAGGAUACACAACCCAAGGGGUACUUUCUAAACUACACCAAGCCUUUCGUUUUCCGUUUCCAGGGUGACAACAAGUGCAACAAUGCAGAGGGAGAAAAAUCUACCCAGUGGGACGAAAACGACCUCUUCAUCAUGGACUACGCACGCAAGCAAGCCAUAUUUAUACACAACGUGAUAAAGCAUCAUAGGGAAAUUCAUAAUAUACCAAGGUGCUAUGACAGGAAGAAGCGUAUUCUUUUUACGACAGAUAGAAGGAAAAAACAAUUUCAAAUUUAUUACCUGAACAUUUUGAGAAGAUACAACUCGCUACUUAAUAACAGGGUAAACCAAGUGACAGUCAAUCCAGGAGGUAACGAGCAGACCUAUCAGUGGGGUAGCCAGACAGACUUCGUUUGGAAUGGAAACAACUCAAAAGAUGAGGAAAUCUACAGGGGAGACAAAUGCCAGAUUCAUUCCCACGUGAGGGACCACUCUUCCUUUAAGUUAAGUACGCCAGUGAGAAGGCAAGGUGGUGCUAAUAGGAAUGCACCGAAUGGAACAAAUAAAGCAAAUGGAGCGAAUGGAAAGAAUGCAACAGAAGCGCCGAAUACACGCGUUUGUGACAACAGGGUGGAGGAGAAAAAAAGUAGAAGCCAUUUGGAGGUUAGCAAGUGGGAAGAGAAAAUGAGAGGAGAAAAUGUAGAUAGUGGAAAUGGUGCCUUACAAGGAAAGCCACCCAAAGUUGAAAACGCAUACAGGAGAAACGUCACAGUGACGGGUCAGGCGAAAAUUGCUGAAGAACGAAGCUUUGCAGGGGGUAAAAAAACUACAGGGGAGGAACAGAAGUUAUCCAUGAGAGAAGAAAUUACUGGGAAUGGUGAAAUUACUAACGAGAAAACUUCAUUUUACAAUCUGAGGGAAUAUAAGAAUUAUCAUUUCCAUGGAAAAAAAGAAGGUAAAAUAAUAGGUGAAAAUGGUAACUCAUUUGAAGACUUGGACCUGCAGCUGGACCGGGGGAGGGAUGGCCAUGAAGAAAUAAAUACAAAUGGAUGGCACGUCAAUACUAAGGGAAAAGUAUCCUCUGUUGGGGGAAUGUCUUAUCAUGAUGAUGAGGUUUCUUAUUAUAACGUACAUAGAGAGGAUAUUCCGUUCAGUCUGGAAAGUGUAAAGUGGGAUUUUAAUGAAGACGAUGUUUAUCCAAGUGAGCAUCCUGUGUAUGGGAAUUGUUCAAAUGGAUAUGGCAAAAAAGUAGGUGUCAGUGCCAGUUCGGAAGGCACUCCUGGGGGAGAUGCCGAGGUGGACGGGAAGACGAUCUCCAUUGCGCAGGUUAGUUAUGGCAGAGGCUACAACGCAGAGUGCAGUGAAAGAAACAAUGAAAACUAUGCCAAUAGACUUCCCCUGGGAAGAGAUGCGCGCUUGUCCUUUGAGAGGGACCAGAACUGGAUUGCUUCAAAACUUUCCGCAUCGAAAGUGUGCAUAGAUCACACGGAACACGCAGGCAAGCAUUGCAAAUUGGUUAGGCGAAGUGAUAAUGAGGCGUAG
Plasmodium knowlesi strain H is the source of this 4158-nucleotide messenger RNA. Its product is annotated as conserved Plasmodium protein, unknown function. Bases 1 to 4158 code for a protein of 1385 amino acids. The record is from RefSeq and is a predicted model, not a curated record. Lineage: Eukaryota; Apicomplexa; Aconoidasida; Haemosporida; Plasmodiidae. The transcript has a single exon.